GUGAUUGAGGUCAGACAGGCGGCCAUGGCUCAGUAAGUUUCUCCCCAGACAUGGUGAGCACAGGCCCAGUCCCCGGGCUGGAGCACACCAUGCCGCCGCUGCCCACCGUCCUCAUGUCGGCCCGGGCCUGGAGGGAGGUCCCGGGGAGCGGACGGGAAGGUCUCCUGCUGCAGCUCAGCAUGGAGGCCGAGAGGGCGGGGGAUUUCCGGCUGUCAGUGCGUCGUGAGCCGACCAAGAGUCCCGGUAACACGGUUAUCGCUGCAUUUAAACUUAAAGAUAUUUUUUACGACUUGAAGAGCUCCCGGUGCCAUGAAUUGUCGACGCCGGGAGAUGCCGGAGCACCCAUGAACUUUAACUUUGAGGAUGAGCGAGAGGCUCAGAAAUGGUGGACGGUGGUCAGCAGCUCUCUCCGGGAAGCCAGGAAAGCUUCUCAGGGUAAGGAUAAUGAUUUGAGAGUAAAGCCAGCUUUACCAGAAAAACCAAUGACAACCGCAAACAAACCACUGACACAGGCCUUUAAAUCGCUAUCACUGGAUGACGAGCUUCCAGGGGAGCCGAAAGAAUUGGCUACUAAAGAAGAGCUAGCUCUGCGGCUGAGCCGAUCCAUAGAGAGCGGGGAUGAGCAGAUGGCAGUGCAGUGUGCAUUGAUGCUGACCAAACAGAAAAUUCCUCUUAAAAUCCAAUUAAAACAAACCACCUACCCCAAGAAACAGAUCCUUAUGAAAAUCUGCGUUGAAGAUGCUUCUGGAUCCGUUAACAUCUCGACCUCUGUACAAGCUCACACUACAAUAGCCACGCUAAAACAGCAGAUCUCUCGUGAAUUUCUGUUCCAUCCAAAUAUUCAGCGCUGGAUAAUUGGCCAAUGUCUCUGUUCAGAUGAUCGAACAAUUGCUUCUUAUGGAAUAAGGCAAGAUGGCGACACUGCUUUCCUGUACCUCAUCUCGGCCAAGCAGGGAAGACUCCACCCGCAAGAUCACUGUGUCAGCAACAACGCCCAGCCGGUGUCUAAGCCUCUAGUGAGCUUGGAGGAAAAACAAACUCAAAGUAAAACGCUCCCAACUAGAACACAUGCUAAUAGCGCUUCAACCAAUUUGAGGCCUGGAAAUGAUGAACUGCUCAGGGAUCUUCCCAGAAUUUUAAACUCUGAAUCUUCCAAGACUCCAGGACAUGUUCCCGCACCACUUCUCUCACCAGCCAUGGCAGAUGGCUGGGCAUGUUCUGUUUGCACGUAUAUUAAUAAACCGACUCGGCCUGGCUGUGAGAUGUGUAGCUCCGACCGACCCACAGAUUAUGUCGUCCCUGAAAAAUACAAACCUGACGAGAUUGAAAGGAAGCGGUUACAACAGGAGAACGACAGUUUGAUUCAGUACAAACAGGCGCUGGAAGAGGAGAGACAGCAGAACUUUAUGCAUCUCCUGCAGUUGGAUAACGAGGUUCUCAUCCCAAACCAAGAAUCCAUUGAGUGUAAGAUCUGCUUUACAGAUGUGCCGGCCGGGGCUGGGGUCCUCCUGCGGGAAUGUCUUCAUAGCUUCUGCAGACUCUGCUUGAGGCAGGUUGUGAAUUGUUGUGAGGACCCCGAGGUUUCAUGCCCGUUUCGAGAUGACCUGUACGCCUGUAACAGCAAGCUGCAGCAGCGAGAGAUCCGAGCGCUGGUGUCUAAGGAGGAGUACAGCCGGUUCCUGGAGCGGGGCCUGGUGAUGGCCGAAAGCCGGAGCCAAAACAGCUACCACUGCAAGACAGCAGACUGCAAGGGCUGGUGUAUCUACGAAGACUCCGUUAAUGAGUUUGUUUGUCCGAUCUGCUUCGCAGAGAACUGCCUGACAUGCAAGGCUAUACAUGACGGCAUGAAUUGCCGAGAGUACCAGGAUGAUCUGCGUAUCCGAGCACUGAAUGACAUUGCCGCCCGUCAGACCAAUGAAAUGCUAAAGUUGCUGUUGCAGACUGGGGAAGCCAUGUAUUGCCCCAUGUGUCAGAUUGUUGUCCAGAAGAAAGAUGGUUGCGACUGGAUUCGCUGUACCAUGUGCCAAACAGAGAUUUGCUGGGUCACCAAGGGGCCUCGCUGGGGUCCACAGGGUCCUGGAGACACGUCUGGGGGCUGCCAGUGUAAUGUCAACGGGAAAAGAUGUGACCCCAAAUGUCAGAAUUGCCAUUAGACCCAUGUUAAUGGGUCAAUAUCGUUUUAUUCUACAAUUUAUCAAAGCUGGGAAGAUGCAGGUAACCCUCCAGUACUCCUACGGUCUGCGCUGGACCUGAUCUUUGCUGUUUGCAGUUUUAGCUUUACGCAGUGCGAAUGACGCAUCUGAGAUAAUAAACCCUCCAUUCGACGAGGGGAUCACAGACUCAACAAUGAAUACUUCAGCAGCCGUUUCAACCACGCACUUCUGAGAUGCACGACCACAUUUAUUGCCACGUCCACUUAUUUCACUGUUCUCUAAAGUUUGGAGUGUUUGUGACUUGUACUUACCUACUUAGCACUGACAG
Molecule: messenger RNA, 2481 nt
Organism: Pelobates fuscus (common spadefoot toad)
Lineage: Eukaryota; Metazoa; Chordata; Amphibia; Anura; Pelobatidae
Product: ranBP-type and C3HC4-type zinc finger-containing protein 1-like
Exons: 14
Coding region: 51-2153 (700 amino acids)
Biological process (GO): proteasome-mediated ubiquitin-dependent protein catabolic process; protein linear polyubiquitination; positive regulation of canonical NF-kappaB signal transduction
Cellular component (GO): ubiquitin ligase complex
Molecular function (GO): ubiquitin-protein transferase activity; ubiquitin binding
Source: RefSeq, a predicted model, not a curated record